AUGCGCACUUGCAUGCGUCCUCAACUAUGUCUCCAAUUCCAAUCUGAUCUUCGCACAUACAGCUCCUCCAAGGUCAAGAGACCUAGUCGCUUCGAUUCCAAGAAGAAGACUAUGAGUCUCGACGAUUUUCUCCAAAGAUCCCGCACCAUUGCCCUAUACCGCAACAUCGUACGAGGAUGCAGGAAAAUCCCGGACCCCACCACGAAGAAGGAGAUGUUGAAGUUUGCGAAGGAGGAGUUUCAGAGGAAUAGCGAGGUUACGGACCCUGUACGUUCAACGGACUCUGGUGGAAUUGGGGAUGAGAGUUGA
This is a messenger RNA of Venustampulla echinocandica, 309 nucleotides long. RefSeq lists its product as uncharacterized. NCBI's taxonomy places the organism in Eukaryota, Fungi, Ascomycota, Leotiomycetes, Helotiales, Pleuroascaceae. The record is from RefSeq and is a predicted model, not a curated record. Bases 1 to 309 code for a protein of 102 amino acids. The transcript has 2 exons.